AUGAAGAAGCCGUGUAUUGAAGCAGAUUUGGUUCUGACUUUGAUACCUUUGCUGGAAAGCACAGACCAAGAAAUGCUGCUUCAUGCUGGGCGGGCUAUUGGCCGUAUCUGUUAUGAUAACCGUGAUCUUCAGGAAGAGCUGGUGAAGGUAGGAGUAAUCUCAUCACUAGUCCGAAUAUUGACUGAUUAUGCAGAGAGCGAACCACUUGUCCACGUUGACCUAUUGGCCUUAUGCAAUCUUGCAGACCUUGAUACAGCUAAGGAAGCUCUAAGCAAGACAAAGGUUGCUGAACAGCUGGUGAAACAACUGAGAAGAGCAGAGAACCAUGAAAGGUUAGAAAUCAUCUUUGAGGUCCUACAAGCACUUGCAGAAAACGAUGCUCUAAAAGUUCAGUUGGUGGAAGCAGGUGUGCAAGAGGUGCUGUCUGACAUCCUACUGAGGCUUCACGGCAAUUCACAAGCUGAAGAUACGUGCAUUGUGAAGGCUGCAUCAGAUCUCAUUGUCUCUCUGCUUCUUGGAGAUGGCAACUGUAUACGAAUGGUACAAGUGGGAGUCAUACAUCAGCUUCUGGACCUUUUGGAGAAACACGUGGAGAGUGGGGAUGUCUCUGUGCAACAUGCUGCACUCAGCGCACUUCGAAACCUUGCUACCCCAGUUGUUAACAAGGUUCAAAUGCUGGAGGAAGGUGUGGCAGAACGGAUUCAGGCGCUUCUAAGGUCAGAGAUGCCUCCUGUGCAGUUUAAACUUCUGGGAACACUACGGAUGCUAGCAGAUGGUCAAGCUGAUGCGGCUGAAAUCUUGGGCCAAGAUCCCAUGCUGCUCAACAGACUUGUGCAGUGGUGUGAUGUUAAGGACCAUGCCGGCGUUCGUGGAGAAGCAAAUCGGCUGCUAGCAUCAAUCUUGCGUCACAACAGAUCCCAAGAAGUGGUCAAAGCAGUGCAGGAGGCACAAGGAGUAAAGCUUCUGGUUUCCAUGACUACAAGUGAACAUGCUGCCCUGCAGAAUGAAGCUCUGAAUGCCUUGGCAAUAGCGUCUGCUAUUGAUCUAGAUACCCUUGAAGCAUCUUUUAAGGAAUCACAGCUAGUACAAAGCUUACACAGACUUCUACAAGAUGAUAAUACAACUCCUGAGGUUAAAUAUAAUUCAAUGGGUCUUUUGUGCAGUCUUCUUAAUUCAGGUGAUCUGAGACAAGAAAUAGAAGAGGACAAGAUUAAAGAAACCCUCGAACAACUCUGCAGUCACAGCAAUGCAAAUGUGGUCAAGGAAGCUGCUGCAACGUUACAGGUGUUGAAAGGAGAGCCACCCCACUAGCCUCCCUCCCAACCCAGAGCAACCUGUGCUGCUGCUGAGGCAAAUGCAAUAAAAUGCCAGCUCGGCCAACGCUACCUUGCAUUUGUCAUGCUGCUGCACAACCAAUGCUAUUAAAGCCCAGGUACAGCUCCUGCUUUUAAAACUAUGCAUACAAAAAUCUGGCCUACAGAUACUUGUAUCACUGCUGCUCUUUACUGAGCUACUAACACACUGCAGUAGGAAUAAAUCCUGUCAAACAAGUGGUCUUAGAAAACAUUAUCUGAGAGGCAACAAGUAAUUAUCAUCUAUAAUACAUAUAAGCUGCUUGGUUUUGACAAAUCAGGGAAUCAAUUGCAACUUUAAUUUUUCGAAAUCAAUAGGACUUUAAAAUCACUGUAAAAACCUAAAGCUUGUAUCAUGCAACCCAAAACAACAGAGCUUUCAAUUAAAUGUGAGCUGUUGAUUAAAUAAUGCAAAGGGCUAACUGGACCAGUUCAACUCCUGCACACUGUGAAUCAAUCUGCGUACCCAGCUGUUAACUGGAAAUUUCACAACUCCCCAUAAAACCGUACCUUUAAACCACCUUCCCCUCCCCUUCCACAUUUUAAUUUCUGCUUUUAAAGCUCAUCACGGAGUUUAUGCCUGCUAAUAUCACAAGCGCUAUUGCUAAGCAUCUGAGGUCUCAUCCUGCAUGCAGAGUUGCGGCUAUUGUAACUGGGUAUGAUUUGCUGUAGAACCAACUUUUGCAGUAAACUGCAGUUAAUGU
This is a messenger RNA of Cygnus atratus (black swan), 2056 nucleotides long. RefSeq names its product rap1 GTPase-GDP dissociation stimulator 1-like. Lineage: Eukaryota; Metazoa; Chordata; Aves; Anseriformes; Anatidae. The transcript has 10 exons. Bases 1 to 1311 code for a protein of 436 amino acids. Gene Ontology annotation, cellular component: cytosol. The record is from RefSeq and is a predicted model, not a curated record. Gene Ontology annotation, molecular function: protein binding; guanyl-nucleotide exchange factor activity. Gene Ontology annotation, biological process: positive regulation of GTPase activity.